This is a messenger RNA of Symbiodinium necroappetens, 1385 nucleotides long. The record is from the annotation of a GenBank genome assembly. Lineage: Eukaryota; Dinophyceae; Suessiales; Symbiodiniaceae.
AUGGAGAUGGCAAAGGCCAAGGAGAUGGGCUGGAAUUACGAGGAGGUGGAUGUCUUCGACGUGCUGGAAGAGCAGUUUCCGAAAGGCCAACUAGUCGACGCUUGGUGCGAGGCCACGAAGUCCUGGCGGAGAGGCACGGUCGAGAAGCAGGAUCUUGUGGACACCGAGCAGGAGGACGGUUCCGAUGACACCGUGGUGCGAUGGACUCUGCGAUGUCAGCUCACCAGGCAGACCUUCGACGCCUUUUGCGUUUGCAGCACUGCUGCGACCAUGAAGGCCAUGCUGGAUCAUGUCGGUGAUGUGAAGCUGCGCGGGAUCCUCAUGGAGUGCCUUCCGCACGUCGACGUGCUGGACAUCGGCACCCAUCGGCUUCGCCCAGACCUCGUGGCCCUGAGAGCCAGGCUGCAAAUUAAGUCCAUCGGAACCUUGCACAAACUCAGAAAUGGAGUCCUCAAUGACGACCUCGAGCGAAGCAUCAACGCGCACCUCGCAGAUCCCCGCUGGGAGGUGGAAGUCAGCAAAUCCCACUUUAUGGAAAUGUACGACACCAGCCUCCGGGCGCUCGACAAGCUGACGUGUCACCAGAGAGAGCGUCUUAGUACCAUCAAAGGCUCGGACAUGGUGCAUUUGUUUGCUCCUGCCGGUGCCGGCAAGACCUUCGUGGCUGUGGAGCGGGUGAUCGAUGCUCUGAAUCCUGGGGCUGAUGAGCCAGCUCCUCGCGUCCUCUAUGUAGCCGCUACCGUCGAGCUGAUCUACUACUUCGUCCAGUGGCUGGCCGUGCGCAUCGUCUCUCAGAAGAAGGAUUUGGAACUUCUUUCUGCGUUGGUUAUGCUUUUCAAGCCAUACAAGAAGCUCCUCCGGCUUCGUAUGCCCGUGCUGCAAGACGGGGACAUCGAGUUCGAAGCAGUGAUCACGAACCACGACGAGAAUGACAGGUUCGAUCUCCUUGUCAUUGACGAGAGCCACAACAUGUAUCAGGACGGGGUCGACCGCGGCAUUAUUGACGAUCUGCAUUGCAGCAAAAGGCUGCUGUUGUCCGACAACGCCCAGUCGUCGGCCGUGACAGCCACGUUUCCAGAGAUGGAGGAGGUGCAGCUGACAGAAGUUGUCAGGAGCACGAAGCAAAUCGUCCUGGGCGCUGCCUCGUUCCAGGUCAACGCCGAAGCUGCUGUGCCCGCAGGCACCGAUGGCCCACCAGUGAAGUCCUACAUCUUUCAGGCUUCGAAGGACGAGGAUGAGCGGAUGCAGCACUACGCCCGGCGCGUGAUGGAUGCCAUCCUUCACGUCGACAACGUGUAUUCGGGGGUGAGCCUGCACAAGAGACUUGCCCUCUUCGUUCCAGAUGGUCAGUUCCUGACGAAGCUGAAGAGGACAUUCAACCCGUU